AUGAGCUCGUCAGAUAUUGCUUUGAAACCGAAGCGGAUGCCUCCGUGGAUGUCGAUGCCAGGAGCUCCACCACGACCAGAUGGCUCUGCCUUUGGGAGCAAGAUAGCUCCACUUCUCGCUGAGAAACAAAAGUGCUUUGAUGAGCUUAAAGAAUUGCAGAAGGCCAUGGAGGACAGCAAGAGGAGUGACACUGAUGAGGAGGGGAAACUCAUGCAGGAGAGGCUAAAGGUUAUCGAUGAUGAGCUGCGUGCGCAAAAUACACUUCGUGUGGGGAAAAACACUGAGAUAUCGAAGUUGAGGCAACAGUCCCGUGACGCAAACAAAGAACUUAAGGCUCUCCAAUCAGAGCUCGGCGGGCUUUCGAAUGCCAAAGAGAUUGAUCUAGCAAUCGAGCAAGUGAUGCGCAAGAUGGAAACGAGCGGGGGAGGCCUAAGCGCUGAAAAGCGGACACUUAAGCGUCUGCAGCAAUUGGAGGAAGCCAAAGGUCUCUUCUUUAAAGUGCAAACCCUUACUGAGACCAUCCGAGACGCCGAAGAGCGUGAGGCGCUGCUUCAGCAAGAAUAUCGUGAAAUUCACCAGCGCAUCGGCACACUGAACCGUGAGCUCGAGACGAACCUCCAGGUGAAACGUGAGAAAAAUAAGGAGGCUCAAGCAUCGGGUACUGUCCGCAGCGAAAUAUACAAGAAGUGCCUCGAGGUUCGAGCCCGCAUCACGGCCAUUAACAAACAAAUAAACGAGCUUCGCGCCGAGCACAACAAGGUUAGCGAAACGUGGAAUGCUUGGUGCGAUGAGGCUCGCAAGAAGUACAAUGAGAAGCUUCAGGCCGAGCUCGAGGAGCGAAAACGCCGCCAACAGGAAAGGAUUGACGCCGCCAAAAGUCGAAGAAAAGAGUACCUUUUAAAGAAACGUCAACACGAGCACGAGGUGGAGAUCAGUGCGUGCGUAACCCUAAUGGAAUAUCUUCGUGACAAGAGGCGUGUUAUACGUGAGGAGGAGGAAGAGAAGGCUAAGCUGCAAGCAGCAGCGGAUUUUGAUCCCGUAAAAGUUGCUCCCGAAGGCUUUGCAGUAUUGAAUGAGGGCAAGUGGACUUCACAUACGUCACUGAGCCGGUCUGCGAAGAAGCAACAAAAACGCCAGCAAAAGGCCUCCCAGCUGAAUAAACCGGCAACUCAGAAGCCCGUCCACCAUCCAAAGGAAAUAGUGGAGCUUUUCCACAGGGUUGGGCUCGAGCCUCCAGUUUCCGUUGCCGAUUUCGACGGUAGUGUGGUUAAAAUAAGGGAAAAGAAAAAUGAGUUCGAGUCUAUUAUUGUAUCAGAGGCUGAGCUAUCGAGUGAAGACGAACCUGAAGCCGAAAAGGCGCCACAGCAGGACUCAACGGAAUGCAACGAUCAAGCCAACAUAGGGGUGAAAGAGGAGGCGCACAAGGAGGGGGAUGAAGUCGCUGCCUCAUCAUAA
Molecule: messenger RNA, 1455 nt
Organism: Phytomonas sp. EM1
Lineage: Eukaryota; Euglenozoa; Kinetoplastea; Trypanosomatida; Trypanosomatidae
Source: the annotation of a GenBank genome assembly